CUCCUGCUUCGGUACUAAGAGACAAAGACAAAUAUCAUCCAGUAAGAAAAACAUUUAAUGUUUUUUCUUGAGCAUAAGUGAUUGUUGGCUGGCAAGGAUUAGCAAUGAGAAAGCUCCCCAUGAACCAAAGAACCUUUACUCCAUCUGACGGAGAAACCUUUCUCUCAACGUCCUUUUUGGAUGAACACAUGCCUUUGGUCUAUUCAAAAGUCCAACUUGACCUUGAAGUAGGAUUUCAGACUGACGUGCGCUGGUCGCUCCACCACCCAAACCCUCAAGGCAAAAAAUGGUGAUUAAUAUUACUAGUAUUAAUGUCCAAGAUGAAGACUUCUUUGAAGACGAGUUUGACUUUGAGACUGGUUCCAUUUUGGACCAAUACUCCGAAGAAGAGGCCGAGGAUGACCAAGAAGACCUGGAACCAUUUGUUCCCGUGGAAGUUCCCACUUUGCUGGCACUUAGCCUGCGAUAUCUUCAAAGUCGAACCACAGGAUCUCAAUUGGAACAAGUGUUAGUGAAAGGUUGUCCGCGCCAUUUGUAUGCCAAGCUUCUGGCCUCGACCUUGAUCCAUUCGAAACCUCGUCCAUUGUUUACAAGAAUUCUCUUGAAACAUUGGCCCAAAGCCGGGAUUAGUUUGGAAUAUUUGGCCUCGAAAUGCCCUCGAUUCUCCGAAGUGUAUUUGAAGGAACCAGAGCGGAUGUCCUCGAUUGGAAUUGGCCUUCUAGAGACCUAUUUCCAUAGUCUUGGAUACGUCACCAAAUCCGCACUCAAGUGCUUCGACUUUCAAUUUGUCUCCAAACGAAAGGAGUUUCAAUCCAAAUUGAGACAUCUCCUGAACACCUACUAUGACCUCAUCUCCGAUUGGGUGAUGCAAAAUAAAGCAGCCCACCUAAAAAUUUACGUGAAUAUGCAUGGCAACGAGGAAACAGCGUUUUGGACCAAAUUUCUCUCCCAUUGUGGAACGUUUGUUCAAAUUGUAGGCGUGUCAGCCGAUAGCCCAUUAGCCAGUGGAUCUCCCAAUGCGAUGAAACUUUUAAUGAAGAUCCUAGACAAGUCUGAGGUGAAUGAAUUCCACUUAUUCGGGGAAAGGCUUUUCAACCGAGGAGGCUCCUAUGAGACUGAAGUUGACCAUCUCAAAGAGAUCAUGUUCGGAAUGUAUCGCCACGAGAUCGCUCCGUGGCAAACGAAACUGCGGACAUUCGAACACAUCACCUCUCUUUCCCUUUGCUUGCCUUCAAAAACUCCAGCAUGUGAAUUCUCAGGUCAAAUCAAGAUCCAAGAGCGAGAACUUCGACGCAUAAGUCCCACGGCCAUCAAGGCUUGGUCUUCAGUAUUGCCACAUUUACGAAGCCUCAAGAAGCUAUCACUUCGGGGCAACUACUUGCGCCAUACCUUGGAGCAUCUGCUUAGAAAUGUACCAUUCUCUCUCCAAUCAUUGAACGUUGAAGAAUGUUGCCUUUCUUCCAAAGACUUGAAAUUCCUCGCCACCAGUCCACAUCACCGGACUUUGACCGAAAUUAACCUGGGCGAUCUGGAUUUGGGCGAUGACCGAUUUGGUCACAUUCUCGGACUGGUUAAAGUCAUUCCCAACCUUGAAUCGUUGGGUUUGUGCCUGGAAGGAUAUGAGAGGUAUGCCGACAAUAUCUGCAUAAACGAGUACCAAGCAUUGGAUCUCCUCAGCGCCCUGUGCCAAGUUCAGAAUAAAUCUCUCAAGCAAAUCAACCUCGGUGGACACAUCUGGAGUAAAGAUACGUUGGUGAAGUACAUCAAGUAUCUCUUUCCCAUUCCCACUCUUCAGAGUGUGACUCUGCCCGUGGAUGGUCUCAAUCCAGAUUCGUUAAAACAGUACUUUUUUGCCAAAAUGGCUGACGUGUCGUGCCUGCCGCCUUUAGAGAUAUCAGAGUAUGGCGCGGAAUUCAAAGAGCUGAAGCUGGCCUCCCAAGUUCGGAUGAAACCUUUGACUGUUGAGGUGAAGACCAAAGCCUUACGAGAUGGUGUGCAAUUUGUGUUCACAAAAGAUAUCAGAAGAGGUUUGAGGAAUAAACCUGCAGUCCGUAGGAAACGAUAUUGAAUCAUUUUACGUCAAUCAUUCUAUUCUGUCUUACGAAAUAAAUCCUAUUUAUGAUCUUAA
This is a messenger RNA of Tigriopus californicus, 2128 nucleotides long. RefSeq lists its product as uncharacterized. NCBI's taxonomy places the organism in Eukaryota, Metazoa, Arthropoda, Copepoda, Harpacticoida, Harpacticidae. Bases 287 to 2068 code for a protein of 593 amino acids. Gene Ontology annotation, cellular component: cytoplasm. The transcript is spliced from 5 exons. The record is from RefSeq and is a predicted model, not a curated record.